GGGUGCUGGUUUGCAUGCAUGCAUGCAUGCAUGCAUGCAUGAGGGCAUUGGAAAGGGGCGGUGCUGCGCUGGGGCAGGCGGAGAAGGAGCCGGUCGGUGGGUGGAGGGAGACAAAGGUGCCGCUUCGCACCUUUGCCAGGCUGGCCAGCCCCUCCGAGCCCCCGUUUUCCGCUCUCCCCGCCCUUGGCUGGCAGGCGAGUGGAAGGCAAGCGGAGGCCCCGGAGCCUGGUAGGGCCCCCCCGGGUUCCGGCUGGGAGAUCAGAGCGGUGAAGGACAACAAGGGAAAUGAGGGUCGGGGGGCGCUGAGGUUUCGUGGCUGGGCACCUUUCAGUCCGUGCCGGGGAAUCAUUGUCUGCUAGAGGAUCUGCUGAGGCCCUGAUCCAAAAUGCACAGAACCACCAGGAUAAAGAUCACGGAGCUGAAUCCCCACUUGAUGUGUGCUUUGUGUGGUGGCUACUUCAUAGAUGCAACCACCAUAGUGGAAUGUUUACACUCUUUCUGUAAAACCUGCAUCGUCCGUUACCUGGAGACCAACAAAUACUGUCCCAUGUGUGAUGUCCAGGUGCAUAAAACCAGACCCCUGCUCAGCAUCAGGUCUGACAAAACCUUACAAGACAUAGUGUACAAACUGGUCCCUGGGCUUUUCAAAGAUGAAAUGAAGAGACGGCGUGACUUCUAUGCAGCCUAUCCCAUGGCAGAUGUUCCCAAUGGGUCUAAUGAGGAUCGUGGGGAAGUUUCCGAACAAGACAAAGGGAACCUGACAGACGAUGAAAUUGUCAGCUUAUCCAUAGAGUUUUACGAAGGAAUGAGAGAUGAAAAGAAAGGGACGAUUGAAAACGGGGACGCGGAGAAGGAAAAAAAGAACGGUGUAAGGUUCCUCCGGUGUCCUGCUGCCAUGACAGUCAUGCAUCUGGCUAAAUUUCUCCGCAAUAAGAUGGAUGUUCCCAGCAAGUACAAAGUGGAAGUUCUCUACGAAGAUGAACCAUUAAAGGAAUAUUACACGCUUAUGGACAUCGCCUAUAUCUAUCCUUGGAGAAGGAAUGGGCCUCUCCCUUUGAAAUACCGAGUGCAGCCAGCUUGCAAGAGACUAAAACUGUCCCAGCCUGCAAACUCUGAGUGCACCAACACCAGCGGAGCAUCCGAGUGCGAAUCCGUCAGCGACAAAGCAAACAGCCCAGCCACCUUGCCCGCCACCUCCUCGUCCCUGCCAAGCCCUACCACGCCUUCCCACGGGUCACCCAGCUCCAACACCACCACGCUAAGCAUCCCUGCCCACCCCGGCACCCUGCUCAAUGGCACCUCGAACUGCCACCAAAUGCCACCCUCCUCCAGCAGGGGGCGCAAAAUGACUGUGAAUGGCAGCACAGCAUCUGCCUUGACCUAGAUGGGACCCCGGGGCGUGACUUUCCAUUUUAUAUAUAAAUAUAUAUGUGUAUAUAGGAAAAAAAUUAUACAUACUUAUUUUCUAUUGAUUGACCAGAUUAAUUUAAAAUGCAAAUAACAGACAAAAUGUGGUGGAGUAUUUUUUAAUGUUUUUUUUUGGUCUUCAACUUAUGGAACUUGCAUGCCAUGAGCCCAAGUUUAGGUAAAAGCUGCAGCCCCUUCAUUUUCUAUACCUUCGGUCACCCCAGGAGCUAAUGGACUCAGUAGUAACGGAUACACAGGUAACGGCAAAGCACAUGGACCGAAAGCCUCAAUCCUCGGUGUAAGUGCAUUUGUAGUUCUGUCACUUUCUUGCAAAAGGAUGAGUCUUGUCCAGGCAUUUCUUAAGAGUCACGUCUGAUGUCAUGCUUGUGUCAGCCUCGCCAAUCCCUUUUUCUGACUGGUUUAGGGAUGAAGAACCUAAAAGCGGGGGGGGGGUGUUUUGUGCAUAUGGGCAAGCAGGAAAGGGGUCUUACAGCUUUGUAAAUCCUGCAGUUCUUCCACUAUCCAAACGUUCAUUGACGUUAAGCCAGAGGCUUGCCUGGAGUUAGGGCCACUGGCUAAAAUUUCCAAAAGGGCCUAAACGAUUUAAGAGUUCCAGUUCCACUGAAAGUCAAUGACCUAUGUGAUUUAAGAGCCCAAAUCACUGUGGUGCGUUUGAAAAUGUUACCCAUAGGCUAUUUCCAGAGCAGCCUAGGGCAUUUAGAUACAUCUGCCAUUAAUUUAAAGGGAAGCGUUGGUCUGAUUCCCCUCUCCCACCCCCAAGAGUGCACACAGUCCCAGUUGAAGCCAGCAAGAGCUACAGGUGUUGUGCACUUCUGAAAAUCAGGUCCCAUGAGUUUCAUUUUUCAAAAGAAGUCAGGGCCAGAUUUCUGAGAACAUGGCGAAGUGUGUCCCCCCCACCCCCGUAAAUCUUGCCCAUAUGCAUCUACAUCCCCUAGCCUGCUUUAAAUUUCUCAGCCAGAGGCACCUUCCCUGGGUCCCUUUAGAAUAAGUCUUUGCCCACAGCCUUGUUGCAAUGUCUUAUCUCAUCAUCUUAACAAUCACUGGGUAGUCUCCAAGUAGAAUUUCCAUCCCUCUGUAAAUACAUCCAUCCCUGCUCCUGUCUUCACUUCAUAAUGAUGUUCCCCCUAAAUUUCUGUGCAGUAGGGCAGGAAGGGUGAGAGAUCUCAGCUUUAAGGGCCACCAAAGCACAUUCCAUUUGGAGGUGGACUUGGCAAAGGGAUCUAAAGAACCCAGAAACUAGUUUUGCAAAAGAAUGUGGCUUUGUCUCCCCCCUGUAAAUUUUCUUCUCCUUUGCAGAGUAGAUUUCUAAUGACUAUUUGAGCCUUCGAUCCUGCAAAGAUUUAAGCGUGUGCUUAACAUUACACACUCCAAGCAGUUCCAUUCAUUAAGCACAUGCCUUAAGAGUGGAAUGUUCAAGAGAAUAUAGGCAAUUUAAGAGCACAAGUCAUUGAUUCCCCUUCCCCCCAACCCCAAAGGAGGCCAAGGGAUCUAGGCCCUCAAGUCAACAGAAGCUGGGAACCUCUCCUGGGCUCCUUAGUCAUUUAGGGCUCUUUUGAAAAUCCCACUCUAAGACUUUGCAGGAUAGGGGCUUUAAGUAACAAACAACACCUUCAAAACAGGGAGUACUCACUCACUGGACCCAUAGCAGCAUUUCAUGUACCCUCAACUUUCACGAGCUUGAAAUAAUGUGAGUGGGUGGGAAAGAGAGAGUUAGGGCCCAUUCCACCAGGAAACCAGCAUUUCAGUCCCUCCACUGUGGUGGUGGUUACAAGGAGUGCGGUGGGGUGGCCAGAGAUGAUGCUAAAACUAAGAACCAAUGUAUUUCCCCAUCAAACACUCUGCUCUCCAUUUCUUCCUCCUCAAUAGCUCCUUGCUUGCUAAAAAAGAUUAAAUUUGGCAUUUCAAAGCUUCAUUUUAGUAGAUCUACCCUGUCCCACCAUCUCCACUUCAUCCUCCUCAUGCUGGAUUUAAAAAAAAAAAAAUAAAUAAAUACAGUGCCUUUAGAAAGGUGGCUUAUUUGUGAAGGGGUCAGGGUCAAAAAGAAAAAAAAGUGUUUUCUUUAAAAAGGCAUGUAGCUUCAUAGUAUGUGGUGCUGCGUUUUGCUUAUAUCUUGUGUUAUGACAUUGCCCCCACGCAAGGGGAGGGAAAACGCACAGGUCCUAUCGCAGAGAAGUCUCUUGUCAUCCACUAAAGAUUUCCUUCCAAGCUGCAGUGAUCCUUCUCCUUUAGGGUAAGGGUGCAUGAGUUAGCGCACGGGGGGGGGGGGGCGCGGAAGGGAAGGAGUGAGUGUCUGCAUUCUCAGAAGCACACGUUCUCUUGGGCCGCAAGAAGCUUAUUCCCCUUAUUCAUUCAUGGUGAAAUGAAGGAAUAAAUAAAUAAGUGCCUGCAGAUCCCAGGGACAGGAAAAUUCCUGCAGGGGACAGGAAAGAGUCAAAUUGCUAGAAAGGAGCUGGGGUUUUUUUCUGCAGGGGCCAAGUGUAGACGGGAUGAGAAAUCGUGAAGGCAAAUUGAGACUGACAGGAGUGGGGAAGGGAACUGUGUAUAUAGACCCUGACUCCACAAGGUCAGCAAACAUUGAUUUAAAAACAAAACCGUAAAGUUUUCUCCCAAAGAAUUGAGAGGCAUAGUUGCUGGGAAGAGCCAGCAUGAGCAGAGAGCCCUCUGUGCAAGUCAUCUUGGUAAGGCUCUAGGAAGCUGGGUAGGUUACGGUUAAAGGACUUUCUUCCAGUGGAGACCUCUCCCUCUGCAGCAUUCUAAGGAAGGGAUUAAUCGGUGUUAUGCAGUUCAGCAUAGGGUGAACUGGUUAACUCUGAAUUAGGUGGGGCUUGGGACCUUAACUUCUUAGACACCUUUGAGAACAUUAUCCCCAGCAAGAAUGAGGGAUCUGAGGGGCAAAGAGAACGUAUACUUAUUUUUGGAGGUGGAGGGUGGGUGGGCCAUCCGAAUCUCCCAUGGAAGCAGCCAAAAUGGGCAGAACACAUCUUCGGUUGGGUCAUGGGGGGCAGGUGUGGGGGGAGAAAUGAGGUGUAAUUUGCAUGUAUUGAAGAUGGCUCACUGCAGCCAUGCAUUGUCUCAUGGGAGGAGAAGGCACACAGGUUAAAGAGACAAAGUUGCCAUUGUUCUUAGUCUUUCCGUUUGUUUCUUCCCCUUCUAUUGGCUGGGGCUGGACUGUGAGCUCAAUAGUGUUUCACGGGGCUUCAUGUCCGAUGAAUAUUUUCCACCCUUUGAUAUCCCUUCCCCUUGUACAUAGGUCAAAAUGGACUAAAUGAGGCACUUCCACUGCCUCAAUUUGGGGGUUUGUUCCCCCUCCCAUAUGGUACAAACCAAAUUGCUCUGUAUGUUUGCAUCCUGUAUGAUGUUUUAAUGUCCAGUAAUAUAUUUGGAUAUUCAUAUAUCGUUAUUGGUUAAACAUUUGUAUAACUAUACAGCUUUGUAAAUGUAAUAAAUGCUGCAGAUUGUC
This is a messenger RNA of Dermochelys coriacea (leatherback sea turtle), 4888 nucleotides long. RefSeq names its product polycomb group ring finger 2 (gene PCGF2). The coding region runs from base 386 to 1384 and encodes 332 amino acids. Gene Ontology annotation, biological process: negative regulation of transcription by RNA polymerase II. Lineage: Eukaryota; Metazoa; Chordata; Testudines; Dermochelyidae. Gene Ontology annotation, cellular component: PRC1 complex. The record is from RefSeq and is a predicted model, not a curated record. The transcript has 10 exons. Gene Ontology annotation, molecular function: promoter-specific chromatin binding.